UUACAUUUUUGCUUUGCCAGUUUUUGUGUGUUUCUUUUUGCGUGUUCACAUAGUGAUUUAAAAACUCAAUUUCAAAUUAGACUUCACGAAUCAUAGAGAUAUCAUUUAAGUCGCAAAACAAAAAGUUAAAGCUCAACGAAGCGUUUACAAAAUUAGAAAAUUACAAAAAGUUUUUUGACGAGGAGAAGAGCAGCUCUGUUGCAAUUUCAUUGACAAACAUCCACUAGUUACUUUGUAGAUACAAAAACAAUUACAGAUAUUUUUGCAAUGAGUAGUUCUAAUAGUACUACGCAAUUUGAGCAGAUUUUGCAGCUUUUGAAGCCGCAAAAAGAGAAAACGAACAUCGCUGAAAAAACUAUCCUGUCCACAUGUCAAGAUGAAAAAUUAAGUACUUUCGAUUUCGAAGCAAUGGAAAACUUUUUGAAGUCGUCGCCUCCUGUCAACGUAUCGGGUUUUCAGAGCUUCCUCGAGAACUUCCAAUCUCUGAAAGAAAACUUCCGACUUGUUGAAACUGUCAGAAAUUCUACAGCUGAAUUGGACGAAUUAAAGGACAAAUUGGCCUCUAGACUCGAAGAGAUCGACUUGAAUUUGAGGCUGAAACGAAGAGCGGCGAAGCGGGCCAAGGUCGACUUCUUUGUCGAGAGGAAAGAAUGGGAGUUAUACACAAUAAUGAUGGAAGACCUUUCCUCCGAAUUGGAACCCUAUGCACGUGUGUUGAAACGGCAACUUCGAGACGCAAACACUGUGGCGACAGAUCACGAUGCCGGAUAUGCCACCUAUCUAAAAAUCAGAGAAUGGAAGCGGGGCUUCAAUGACAACCAAGACAGCCACUCAUCUGACAAAAACCUCCUCAGCGCGGCUUCCGAAAUUCUGGACUACGUCAUGGAAGACGUCUAUGGAGAAGAGGGGGGCAUCUUUGAUAGCGAUGCUGCCCUGGUUAAGAUGAACAGCAAGCUGGGCGAGUUCCAGAGAACAGAGUUUACGCAUGGAGCUUGUUGGCAGUGAGCCGGAUUUGCACGAGAAGAAACCACUGCAAGUAUCACUGGGUCCUCUAAUUGAUCGGGUCGCGAACGGCGAAUCAAAAAAGGAAACAAAAUAUCUGUCGUAUGCUAUAUCAUACGAGGACAACAAAUUAAGAGUUCUAUUCGGGGAGCAAGGCUCGACCAAAAAACAGCUGGUAUCUGUGUUUCAAAUAAAUGGAAACAAAAUCGAGCGCGUCGACAGCAAGUACUGGCCAAACAAAAUGACCCCCGGAAAAUUGCUAUCAGCAAUGGGCAUCUUUUUGCAGCAUCUUUGAACGAAAACGGAAUCGGCGAAAUACAACAGUUGGAUAUUUCUACCCUGAAGAAUCAAGGAGAGUUAGAAGAACACGGCGCGUGCGAGGAGAUUCAAUGCUUUCUGCUAAUUGGUACACCUGACAUGCUGAUUGCAAUGGAAUGCAAAGACCAGAACGUGAUAUAUUACACCAUUAUUCAGAACGAUAAAGUCAUUAAGAAGGAACACGUCCAGAUUCCUCUGAGAAUCAAAUCGUUCAGAACAUUUUAUCACGGAGAUUACUUGUUCCAUGCAAAUGAGCAUGAUAACGACUUGGUCGCAGUUAAAUGGAUGGAAAAUGGAAAAGUACUGGACAAGUUCAAACAAUAUCACUUUAAUCUGGCAAAUAUCGGAGCAAUUCAUUGUAUCAUGGGAAUCGAUAUUGGGUCCAAAAUAUACCUGGUUGCGGUCCAGUUGCGGAAGCUAAAUCGAAUCAUGAUAUAUGAGCUGGAUUUCAACAGACCUGAUAUUUUGAACCCCGCUAUUGAUUUGGUCCAAGAGGAGCGUCUCGAUUUCAAAAUCAUGGCUCUAAUUCGAACUGCAAAAAGAGACAAAUUGGUGUUUGUGACAGAAGACGAUAAGAUGGGAAUACUUGAGUUAAAAGAAUUAUAUGCUUAAUAAAAAGUAGUG
Symsagittifera roscoffensis is the source of this 1944-nucleotide messenger RNA. RefSeq lists its product as uncharacterized. The transcript is spliced from 4 exons. Bases 268 to 1005 code for a protein of 245 amino acids. The record is from RefSeq and is a predicted model, not a curated record. Lineage: Eukaryota; Metazoa; Xenacoelomorpha; Acoela; Convolutidae.